UGUCAAAACCCGACUAUCUCGCCUCCUCUUCCGAGACUCACGCAACAUUCACCCCCGUACUCAUAGCUGAUUUCAUUUAUACCGUCAAAAUGGAGAAGCAAGGUGGUGAGUAUCAUUUCUUCAUUUCAAUCCAAUGCGCGCGGGAUAUGCAAUCGCAUUUACUGUCACCAUGCUACUAGAAUAGACGGCGCAUACACAGCUUCACCCAGCUAACUACUCCCCAGUCCCCAUGAACCAAUACCCCACGUCCCCCGACGUCGCGCACCAGCAACCCCCCACCUACCACCAAGACCCCAACGCGCAGGCGCAAUUCCAGCAAGGCCAGAUAUACCAGCAACCCACGGGCCAAUCUUACCCCGGGUCCCCGCCUCCCCAGCAAUAUGUUUCCACCCCUCCCCCCCAGCAGGAGCACCAGGGCCAGUUCGCGCCCGGCGUCGAGCAGAAGGGUGCCAUGCACGCGCCCCAGAACCCGGGAAUGCCCCCGCAACAACAGAGUGGGACAGUCUACCAGAACGCGGUGCCGCUCAUGAACCUCAACCGUUCGUCUGCGCCUGUUGAUUGCCCGGCAUGCGGACAGCGCGCCAUGACGACCACGCAGUUCGAGACGGGAAACACCACACACGCAUGGGCCCUCGGUCUCUGCUGUCUCGCCUGCCUGGGCUGCAUCCCCUACAUGAUGAGCAGCAUGAAGGAUGUCCAGCACAAGUGCGGCCGCUGCGGCGUGCUGCUUGCGACCUGGCACCGCAGCGGUACCACAGAGCAGCACAUCCACUCGUAGAUACUCGCACACCGGGAUCCAUUAAUCUAUAACGUACUGUAUACCACACCAAAACCGAGGCGCAUGGCGGGCAGCGCGAAUUGAUAUUGAUACCACUGGGACUGGACGGGGGACGAGGCGUUUGUCGUUUUGCUGCGCGAGAGAUUGGGGAUGGG
Messenger RNA from Paraphaeosphaeria sporulosa, 933 nucleotides. RefSeq lists its product as uncharacterized. Gene Ontology annotation, molecular function: zinc ion binding. The record is from RefSeq and is a predicted model, not a curated record. NCBI's taxonomy places the organism in Eukaryota, Fungi, Ascomycota, Dothideomycetes, Pleosporales, Didymosphaeriaceae. Bases 230 to 778 code for a protein of 182 amino acids. The transcript is spliced from 2 exons.